UUUGCCUGGCUUGGAACAGUGCUGAAAAUGUUUAACAUGCUUACAGUACGCAGGUCCUUGUUAGCAAUGGACCUUCUCAAUAUAUGCAGCACAUACAUUUUUGCAAUUGUGAAAAAUCAGUUCAAUUCCGUUUGAAUUUUCGUUAAGUAGCAGUAACAAGACUUGUCGUCGUUGUUUCGCUUGGCAAACCUAAGAAAAGCAAAAGGCAAAAUAAAAAGAAAAUUGCCUAGAGUUCGCAAAAAAAAAAAAAAAAAAAAAAAAAAAAAAAAAAAAAAAAAAAAAAACAGAAAUGGCCAAGUUUUAGAACUAUUUCUUAAACACAUUAUUAGAUGGAUAUGACCAGCUAAGCAGCCAGUUAGGUGUCAUGCCAGGUGGAAAAUGAAUUGAGUUGAAAGCGAAUUAAAAUGCUUCGCAUUAUAUCGGGAUAGCCUUAGCUGAGGGAAUCUGCAUGAAGGAAAAUUGUAUGAAAGUCGCUGCUGUGUGAGCUAAAAAUCCUUUGCAUUUAAUAGUUAAGGAAAAGUGUUUUUCAAAUUUUCCCAAAUAUCGCUUUUUCGGUGAAAAUUGUUGUUAACUAAUUACAUAAGCAAUUCGCAUUGGUACAAAAUCGUUAACAGAAAAAAAAAAAAAAAAAACUUAAAAAGCAUAAACGUUUUCUCUCUCUCUCUCUCGUUUUCAAUAUUUAAUUUAAUUAUUAUUAUUAUUAUUAUUUUUUUUUUUUUAUUGAGUUUGUUCGUUUUACUAAUAUAACCGAUACGCACAAUAAUCGAUUUAUAAGAGACAUACGUGAAGAAAAAUUAUUUAACUAAACAAAAGUUUUACAAAAACAACAAAAAAAAAAUAAAAAUUAAUAUAUUAAUAAUUACAAUCAUAAUAAUGAUGAUGGUAAUGAUGUUAAGCCUUAACUUGAAACAGUUGUUGUAAUAGACGAAAAUGAAAAUAACACAAGUCAAAGAACAAACUACUAACAUAAUUUUUUAACAAAUACAUACACAAUGCUUUAAAAAAAAAAAAAAAAAAAAAUUAUUAAAUAAAAAAAAAUUUUAAAGUCUAUUCUAUAUAUGCUUAAAAAAUGUCUGGAUGCAUAUAACUAAGCUUAAAGUGUAUGCGUGUGUGCGUGUGUGCUUGCUCACAUCUGUGUACGCCAGAAAAAGUAAUGAUCUAUUGCACGCUGGUCUUAGCUUCUAUCGCUCUCAAUAAUAAUAAUAAUAAUAAUAAUAAUAAUAAUAAUAUCAAAGGAAAUUAUUUGAAGAAUGAAAAUAAAAAAAUUAAUGUAAAAUUAUAAUAAAAUAGAGGAAGUAAAUGAGUUAAGCUACUACUGCCUGUGUAAACGUUCGCAUUGCGGGGACUCGUACUUAAGAAAGUGUUUUAAGGAAUUUCAGCAGAGUUAAGCAGCAGUAGGGCACCUUUUUAAGGAAAAGAAUACAAAAUGACAGACAACAAAUUAGGGGAUGAAUCCUCCUCCCAACAAAUGGAUUCGCAUGAGAUCAGCAAAGAUUCUCAGUCGAGUGAAAAAUGUGAUGGUCAGACAGUAGAUGAAAACAACGAAAAACAACAACCAAAUAUUGAAGCAAAUUUAUAUUUAUACGAUGAUGAAUUGGACACAAGGCCGCAUAUAUCGACAUUUAUAUCAUCACUUGCCAAUUAUGAAAAUACCAUACCAGCCGCUACGGAUCCAGACGCUAAAGCACCUGCGCCUUCGGCGCGCAUGGGUACACUGAUUGGUUGUUAUUUACCCUGUAUUCAAAACAUAUUCGGUGUUAUUCUUUUCAUCCGUUUAACAUGGGUUGUUGGUACGGCCGGAGCUGUUUGUGGCUUUCUGAUUGUCCUGACCUGCUGUUGUGUGACAAUGCUAACGGCGAUUUCAAUGUCUGCUAUAGCAACGAACGGUGUGGUGCCAGCGGGUGGCAGUUACUUUAUGAUAUCAAGAUCUCUUGGGCCUGAGUUUGGCGGAGCUGUUGGUAUGUUGUUCUACACGGGUACAACAUUAGCGGCUGCUAUGUACGUCGUGGGCGCGGUUGAAAUUGUUUUGACGUAUAUGGCACCGUGGGCUUCAAUAUUUGGCGAUUUUACCAAAGAUGCUGAAGUGAUGUAUAACAAUUUCAGAGUAUACGGUACCGUAUUGCUACUAUUCAUGGGUCUAAUUGUCUUCCUGGGAGUACGAUUUGUUAACAAAUUUGCUGCCGUGGCCUUGGCCUGUGUUAUAUUUUCUAUUAUAGCCGUUUACGUUGGCAUCUUCGAUAAUAUUAAUGGCAAUGAAAAGCUAUACAUGUGUGUUCUCGGCAAUAGAUUACUUAAAGAUAUACCCAUCGACAAUUGCACUAAAGAUGAUACAUUUCUUUAUAACAUAUUCUGUCCCAAUGAUAAUUGUGAUGAUUAUUAUAAGAAUAACAACGUUAGUACCGUGAAAGGUAUUAAAGGCCUUUCUAGUGGUGUUUUUUAUGAAAAUAUUUUGCCAUCAUUUUUGGAGAAAGGACAAUUUAUAUCUUAUGGCGAUAGUUCAGUCGAUAUUGAUAACAUGGCCCCAUCUACUUACAAUCAAGUUAUAAACGAUAUCACGACUUCAUUUACUUUGCUCAUCGGUAUCUUCUUUCCCUCAGUAACCGGUAUUAUGGCCGGGUCGAAUAGAUCGGGAGAUUUGGCGGAUGCUCAAAAAAGUAUACCUAUCGGCACAAUUUGCGCUAUUCUAACCACUAGCACAGUCUAUCUGUCCUGUGUGCUAUUAUUCGCUGGCACAGUCGAUAAUCUGCUGUUAAGAGACAAAUUUGGUCAAUCAAUUGGCGGUAAACUGGUGGUAGCUAACAUUGCUUGGCCGAAUCAAUGGGUUAUAUUAAUUGGUUCUUUUCUCUCAACGCUGGGUGCAGGCUUGCAAAGUUUAACUGGAGCACCGCGUUUGCUUCAAGCCAUUGCACGCGAUGAAAUUAUCCCAUUUUUAGCUCCAUUUUCAGUAUCUUCUAAGCGAGGAGAACCGACUCGAGCUCUCUUGCUAACGCUGGUCAUAUGUCAGUGCGGCAUACUGCUGGGUAAUGUGGAUCUUUUGGCUCCUUUGCUUUCCAUGUUUUUCCUAAUGUGUUAUGGUUUUGUGAACUUGGCGUGCGCCGUUCAAACACUGCUUAGAACACCCAACUGGAGGCCACGCUUUAAAUUUUAUCACUGGUCUCUGUCUCUCAUCGGCUUAACAUUGUGCAUAUCUGUGAUGUUUAUGACCUCUUGGUAUUUUGCCUUAAUCGCAAUGGGCAUGGCUGUAGUAAUUUAUAAAUACAUUGAGUACAGAGGAGCCGAAAAAGAAUGGGGCGACGGUAUACGUGGUAUGGCUUUAACGGCCGCUAGAUACGCUCUACUACGUUUAGAAGAAGGUCCACCGCAUACCAAAAAUUGGCGUCCACAAAUUCUGGUCCUGUCGAAAUUAAACGAUAACUUUAUGCCAAAAUAUCGUAAAAUUUUUGCCUUUGCUACGCAACUUAAAGCCGGCAAAGGUUUAACAAUUUGCGUCUCAGUUAUACAGGGAGAUCACACAAAGAUCGGCGGCCGGGCUGUUGAAGCCAAGCAAGCUUUGCGGAAGUUAAUGGACGAUGAAAAGGUUAAAGGAUUUUGCGACGUGUUGGUGGCUCAUGAGAUUGGCGAGGGUCUAAGUUCAGUUAUACAAACAAUUGGCUUGGGCGGCAUGAAACCCAAUACUGUAAUUGUGGGCUGGCCCUACAGUUGGCGACAAGAUGGGAAGGCUACUUGGAAAAUCUUUAUACAAACUGUACGCACUGUAGCUGCAUGUCAUAUGGCCCUAUUGGUGCCGAAAGGCAUUAACUUCUUCCCUGAAUCCAGUCAUAAGAUUGGUGGCAAUAUCGAUAUCUGGUGGAUUGUACACGACGGCGGUCUUUUAAUGCUUCUGCCUUUCCUAUUGAAGCAACAUCGUACUUGGAGAAAUUGUAAGUUGCGCAUAUUUACGGUCGCUCAAAUGGAGGACAAUUCAAUACAAAUGAAAAAAGAUUUGAAAACAUUCCUCUAUCACCUUCGCAUUGAAGCAGAAGUUGAAGUAGUGGAAAUGAUGAACAGUGAUAUAUCGGCUUACACUUAUGAACGGACACUAAUGAUGGAGCAAAGAAAUCAAAUGUUACGUGAAUUAAGAUUAAAUCGCAAGGAGAACUCUAAAGUUAAUAUAGUGGACUUGAAGCCAGUCACUGGGGAGGAUAAGAUGCCUUUGGUACAAACAAUUAUCGAUCAUCAUCAUGAAAGUAUGAAAACCUCAUCCAAAGUGCGUUUCGCUGAUCCCACAGUUGAAGAAAAACACGAAAAUGAAUCAAAAGAUGAGGAAAACAGUACUAAUAAGGCUUAUGAAGCCGCCAGCAAUGGCAGCGAUAAUAGACAAAGUAAAGACGAUAACGAUGACAACGGUGAUAAUCAAAAUUAUGUAGAGAAGAAACCUGACGAAAUGAAUGUGCGUCGAAUGCAUACGGCUGUUAAACUAAAUGAAGUUAUUGUAAAUAAAUCACAAGAUGCCCAAUUGGUUAUUAUGAACUUACCAGGUCCACCCAAGGAGAUUAAUCCAGCACGUGAUAACAAUUAUAUGGAAUUCUUGGAAGUACUUACAGAGGGUCUCGAACGUGUUCUUAUGGUGAGAGGCGGUGGCCGUGAAGUAAUAACCAUUUACUCUUAAACAUUAAUAGCAACAAACAACAACAACAACCGAACAAAAAACCAAAAAAAAAAAAAACCCCAAGCAAAAG
Molecule: messenger RNA, 4718 nt
Organism: Glossina fuscipes
Lineage: Eukaryota; Metazoa; Arthropoda; Insecta; Diptera; Glossinidae
Gene: kcc
Product: solute carrier family 12 member 6
Exons: 22
Coding region: 1427-4648 (1073 amino acids)
Biological process (GO): cell volume homeostasis; chloride transmembrane transport; chemical synaptic transmission
Cellular component (GO): membrane
Molecular function (GO): potassium:chloride symporter activity
Source: RefSeq, a predicted model, not a curated record